UUUUUCUUCUUCUUGUUAUGUGUGCCGAGGUCUCUCAACCCAGCAGUGUUGACAAUAGGGAGGAAAAAGAAACAGCCCCGAAUCACAAACCGAGCUAAAGGAGAGAACAAUCCUCGGUUUUUUUAGGGGGGAAGACACGUGGAUCAGUACCGGGAAUGUAAACGCGUUGACGUAAUCGUUUUAUAUCGCCGUGUUUUUUUGUCAUUGAUGGGAGUUUGAGGAUUAUUCCGCUUAAAAAAAAAAAAAGGUACUCGUGUGGUUUUUUUCCGGCUGCUUUCAGGCCACAUUUUCCUGCUUGUUUUUGCUGCUUGAAGGGGGGGGGGGAGAAGAAGAGAAAAAGAGAGGAAAACCCCGGUCUGUUUGCACCGAGCUGGAGGUUAACGGUUAGCCCCCCGGUAGAUUUCCCCCCCACAAAAACAAACACAAACCGCCGCCGUCUUCGUUGCAGAGGAUCAAAGGUAAAGUACCAGGUCGGCUCGGGGCUGUCAGUUAGCCUUUAGCACUGCCCCCCUCCUCUCCUCCUCCUCCCCCUUCCUUGUUGUUACACCUGGGAUGAUGGGUGAUCGCCCCAGUCCGCCCAGCAGGGCUAUGUCCUCGGCAGCCACCACGUCUCCAUCUGUGGACAAAGUGGACGGAUUUUCACGGAAGUCUGUCAGGAAGGCCAAGCAGAAGCGGUCGCAGAGCUCGUCCCAGUUCCGCUCUCAGGGCAAACCCAUCGAGCUCACGCCCUUGCCCCUGCUCAAGGACGUGCCGGCGCCGGAGCAGCCGGAGCUGUUCCUGAAGAAGCUGCAGCAGUGCUGUACUGUCUUUGACUUCAUGGACACGCUGUCGGACCUCAAGAUGAAGGAGUACAAGCGCUCCACGCUCAACGAGCUGGUGGACUACGUCACCGUCAGCCGGGGCUACCUGACGGAGCAGGCCUACCCCGAGGUCGUCAAAAUGGUGUCUCACAACAUAUUCCGGACUCUUCCGCCCAGCGACAGUAACGAGUUUGACCCCGAGGAAGACGAGCCCACACUCGAGGCCUCCUGGCCGCACUUACAGUUGGUAUACGAGUUCUUCAUCCGGUUCUUGGAGAGUCAGGAAUUCCAGCCCAGCAUUGCCAAAAAGUACAUAGACCAGAAGUUUGUCCUACAGCUCUUGGAGUUGUUUGACAGCGAGGAUCCUCGGGAGAGAGACUACCUGAAGACAGUCUUGCAUAGAAUCUACGGCAAAUUCCUGGGUCUGAGGGCUUUUAUACGAAAACAGAUCAAUAAUAUUUUUCUACGUUUUGUUUAUGAGACGGAGCACUUCAACGGGGUGGCUGAGUUGCUGGAGAUCCUGGGGAGUAUAAUCAAUGGUUUCGCUCUGCCGCUGAAAGCGGAGCAUAAACAGUUUCUGGUCAAAGUGUUGAUCCCCCUCCACACGGUCAGGAGUCUGUCCCUCUUCCACGCACAGUUGGCGUAUUGCAUUGUACAGUUCCUAGAGAAAGACCCAACAUUAACAGAACCAGUCAUCAGAGGCUUACUGAAGUUCUGGCCAAAAACCUGCAGUCAAAAAGAGGUGAUGUUUCUCGGAGAGCUGGAGGAGAUCCUGGACGUCAUCGAACCCACGCAGUUCGUGAAGAUCCAGGAGCCGCUCUUCAAACAGAUCUCCAGAUGCGUCUCCAGCCCACAUUUCCAGGUGGCGGAGCGAGCGCUGUACUACUGGAACAACGAGUACAUCAUGAGUCUGAUCGAGGAGAACUCCAGCGUCAUCCUGCCCAUCAUGUUCGCCAGCCUGUACAGGAUCUCCAAAGAGCACUGGAACCCGGCCAUCGUGGCGCUGGUCUACAACGUCCUGAAGGCCUUCAUGGAGAUGAACAGUACCUUAUUCGACGAGCUCACGGCCACGUACAAGUCGGACCGCCAGCGCGAGAAGAAGAAAGAGAAGGAGCGGGAGGAGCUCUGGAAGAAGCUGGAGGACUUGGAGCUGAAGCGGGGCCUUAGGAGCGACGGCAUCAUCCCAACUUAACGAAGACCGCUUCGCGCCCCCCCGCCCCCCCUGCUGUGACUCCCCCUGCCCUCCAUCCUAACCCCCACCUCCCCCUCCACAUCAGCCAUGUCUGCCCAGAGCUCUGAGAAGCCCCGCCCCCCAACCCUCCUCCCGGGCGCCGUCUUCAGACCUCCACGCAGCGCCCGCUGGUUUCUUCAGUUUUUUUUUUUCCUUUCUGUUUUAUUAUUUUAUUUUUUUCUCCUCCUGUGUUUGUGCGACUUUCUUUACAGUAGAUUCUCAUCACGUCUGUUCUCGUUAUUUCAACGGCACUGUAAAUAAUUAUUCUUUUCUUUUCUUUUUUUUUUUUUUUUUCCCUUAAACUGAUAUUAUUGCUAAACGGAUAAAACAAAAACAAUAAUAAUAAUAAAAAAAGGAAGAAAAAAAUAGAAAAUGAGAAAAUGACUUGUGUGGGAGGGGAGGGGAGGGAGGGGGGUUAAAAAAAAAACAACAACAACAAAAAACAACGUUUGGACUGUAGGACGUGAGACGAACUCUUGGAAAACAAAAAAAAAAAGAAGAUAGAUUGAUUUUAACUCUUCAUCCUCCUCUUCCUCAGCUCAGUCCCGUGAGUCAUCUUUAUUUUCCCGGCUCUCCUCUUUGCUCCGCCUCUCGUUGCCUCCAUCUUUCUGUCUCCUCCUUCCUCUCUAACGGUGCAUCUGUCAUUUCUGUUAAUGGUCCCGCCCCCUUAAGGUUCCUCUUUGGCCCCGCCCACCUGUCUCCAGGUUCUCCAAAAAAUAUAUAAAAACAACAGGAAGUGGUUCAAUACACAAACGUCUCCUGAGUGCGUUUACAUGCGUGUUCAUGGGAGAGUCACUGAUAUGCUUAUUUUUAUUCUUCAAUCUGGGAUCUACUUUUAUUUUCACAAACUACAUAAAUAAUUUUGAUCUUUGCAUAAAAAAAAAAAAAACACCACAUGAAUUAUUAAAAAUAGUCGUGUUAUUUGUUCACUUUUUUUAUUUUAUUUUUUAUUUUUUUACCACCAACUCAUCUCGUUUCCUGUGGCUGUUUCACAAUAAAAGCCUCUGCGUGUGUUUCACAAUUUUAAUGUGAACCGGCAGUUUAAGUUUCACGGCUCUGAUGCAGGCGAGUGAAAUCAAUCAAUCAAUCAAUCAAUCGAUCGAUCAAUGAGGGGGAGAUGAAAAUUACCAAAGUUGAAGGAUAUGCACUCAUCGAAUGGCAAACAACGAAAACUACUAUCGAGGUAUUUUCAGAAUGUAAAUAAACUGAUGGAUUGUUGCAUAAAUAUUGACUAUAAAAAAACACAAUUGGGGUUUGAGAUUCCUCCGCCUGUGUGCAGUUCAUUUCUUUCUCUUACUUUGGCGCCACCUGGUGGUCGACCGUGACAUUAAAUACGCCACAAUGAUUGUAUAAAUAUGAAUUAACGAGCUCGCGGCGCAAAUGACAAAUUAAUUAAAUUGGAUGCACAGAUAUUUAAUUUUUUUUAACUUUUUUUUUUACACAAAUCACUUUGUUUCGUGGAUGAUUUCACGUCCCGGUGGUUUUAGAUCCUUAAUUAAUUAAUCUGUUCUUUAACUUCCUGGUGUUCAUGUAAACGCACUCCAAAACAAAAGCUGGACCACUUCUCAUCCAGUUAUGUUGUCUGACCCCCCCCAUCCCUCCUUACCUGGUUCCCCAGGUAUCAGUCUGGCACUGGUACCCUCCGGGCCAUAACGGGGACUUUCAAAAUAAAACACACACAACAAACAAACAAAACAAAAAAAAAGUAUUUUAGAGGAGCGCCAAAAAAAAUUAAAUAAAUUCCUGUUGUGAAAAGACGAGCUCACCUGCCUCACCUCACUCCUCCUCCUCCUCCUCCUCCUCCUCCU
Messenger RNA from Cyclopterus lumpus (lumpfish), 3839 nucleotides. It is a transcript of the gene ppp2r5eb, whose product is annotated as protein phosphatase 2, regulatory subunit B', epsilon isoform b. NCBI's taxonomy places the organism in Eukaryota, Metazoa, Chordata, Actinopteri, Perciformes, Cyclopteridae. The record is from RefSeq and is a predicted model, not a curated record. Gene Ontology annotation, cellular component: nucleus; protein phosphatase type 2A complex; cytosol. Gene Ontology annotation, molecular function: protein phosphatase activator activity. The coding region runs from base 553 to 1992 and encodes 479 amino acids. The transcript has 14 exons. Gene Ontology annotation, biological process: signal transduction; protein dephosphorylation.